AUGCCCAAUUUGGCAGCGGUUCAACUUCUUUCAUUUGCCGGAGAAGAAGCAAAGAAGUAUGAGGUCGGGAACAACAUUCCUACUCUUGAUUUCAAGGUAAAGAACUCUUGGGCAGGUGAAAUUGCGUUUGAAACGCCAAAUGUGAAAAAUGCUUCAAUUUUCUUUUGGCUUUGGGGUAGAGAUGACAUCAAUCCAGGUGAGGAUUUGGUGAUCUGGCUCAACGGCGGUCCGGGUUGUACAUCACUUCUUGGAAUGGUACAAGAGAAUGGCCCUUUCUUGCAUCAAAGUGUAAAAGAUAAACCUUAUCCCAACGGAUGGUCUUGGACAAAAGGUGUAAAUAUGCUGUAUAUUGAUCAACCUGCCGGCGUUGGCUUCUCAGAAGGAAGAACGUAUUACUCCAAUGAAACCCAAGUUGCAUCCGAUUUUGCUGCCUUUUUGGAUGAAUUCUGGAAAGUAUUCCCCGAAUUGAAAUCUAUGAACCUCUGGAUCGCUGCAGAAUCAUACGGAGGAGUUUAUGCGCCUGGAAUGAUGCAUAAGCUAUACAACGAUGGCAAGACUCCGCAAUUGCAAGGUGCAAUGAUUGUUGAUGGUGUCGUCACCAGCACGUAUCUGUCUCGAGAGUGCACGAUCUAUCAAUAUGCUAAUCAGCAUAAGGAAACGUUGAACUUUACUGAUCUAGAUCUCCAAGAUAUUAAGAACGAAGGUGAUUCAUGCGGCACAACCAAUUACGUCGAACAAAACCUGCAUUAUCCACCUCAAUAUCCUUUGCCAGACUUCAACAUUUCAUGCUCACCGUACAAUAUGUUCAGGAUGAGAGCCCAAGAAGCAAGACUGGACUUUGACGUCUAUAACAUCAAACGUCCUUAUGAUGAAAAUGAAUCACCCCUUGGAGAAGUUAAUACUUGGACAGCUCUAUACCAUCAUGACACCUUCUUUGAUAAUGUUGCUAUACAAGACUACAUCCAUGCACCUCACAAGAAAUGGGUUUCGUGCAAAACAAUCUUCUACAAUGGUGAUAAUAGCAAUUGGCCAGAUAAGGAUCCCGAUCAACAGAGCAACCACGUAUCCGAAUCGAUUGAAAAGAGCAAGAAAUUUUUAAUUCUGAACGGCAAUCUGGAUGCUUUGAUCAUUACCAACGGUACCGCUUUGGGCUUGCAGAACUUGACCUGGAACAACGGAACUGGGUUCAGUAAACCACCAUUGACUCCUCUCUACGAUCUAGAAGGCUAUCAAGCCGGUUCCUUUGUUGAAGAACGUGGUCUUACAUUCGCUCAAGUCUACGAAUCUGGCCAUAUGAUUCCAUACGAUCAACCUCCUUACGGAUAUACGGCCUUGUUGCACUUGAUCGGUAAGCGAGACUGGACUCAAAAGUGAACGAAGAGGCGUCUCCAUGGACAAUGAACGACUUUUUCUUAUCUAUUCCCAUUUCGUUUGGACAUUUAAGGAUAAUUUGUCCCUGAUUUUCAUCUUGCAGCGUUCCGAUACUCCUGUAGUGACCUUUAAUAUUGAUCAAUUUCAUCAUUUGACUUGACUUCUCGAUGACGAUGAGAGCUUGAACGAAAAUGUAAACAUUCAACUCCUUUAUUUGUGCUGCGCUGAUGAGAAAAACGUCCAUAUUUCAUUGACUCCUCUCAAGAAACUUAUACAUUUCUAAACGCAUAAUCAUGUCUCCUAUAGGCUUUUCUGAAUCCAUACAUAUUGAAUGACUUUCUCAGAAUAAGUG
Messenger RNA from Meira miltonrushii, 1723 nucleotides. RefSeq names its product alpha/beta-hydrolase. The transcript is spliced from 3 exons. NCBI's taxonomy places the organism in Eukaryota, Fungi, Basidiomycota, Exobasidiomycetes, Exobasidiales, Brachybasidiaceae. Gene Ontology annotation, biological process: proteolysis. Gene Ontology annotation, molecular function: serine-type carboxypeptidase activity. The coding region runs from base 1 to 1374 and encodes 457 amino acids. The record is from RefSeq and is a predicted model, not a curated record.